AUGGCGGAUUGCUUUGACAGACCAGUUGUGACUGUAACGCAUCGAAAGCAAAAAAUUAAUGGAAGGAAAAAAGAUGCGGCAAAGAUUAAACGCAUAAAAAAUCACACAACAGGUAAGGAUUGCAAAUGCAGCCGUCUAAAAUGUUUUGAACAGAUAAGUGAAGCUGCAAGACAAUCACUUAUUGAGGGCUUCAACACAUACUCAAGCAAAGACAGCCAAGAUGCUUAUCUGUCUACAAUGGUAGUAGUUCUCCCUGUAAAACAAUGUAGGUGUAGGGAAGGUGCAGACAAAAAUUCUUAUAAACCUAAAGAGAUGAGUGUUAAGUAUGUCGUAAAGGUAUCAACAGGAACAUCAGUGGAACCAGUGGCAGUGUGUGUGAAAGCCUUUUGCUCGCUCUUCGGCAUCACAAAAAACCGUGUAGAAACAGUCCGCAAAGCAAUGUCAUUAACAGGUCAUGCACCACAAGAUGGAAGAGGAAAGCAUAACAACAGGCCACACAAAUUGACAGAUAAAACAGUAACACUGGUGUGUGGCCACAUAUCAUCUUUCCGGCGCAGACACAGUCACUAUGCAAUGGGGGAGACAAGAACGUUGUACCUUCCAGAUACCUUGAAUGUCGCCAAAAUGCAUCAGAUGUUUGUGUCAGUUCACCCUGAAACCAAGGUUUGUGUAUGUUUUUAUGUCAGUGACAGUGAAAUAGAGGAUAUUUUGAAGCUACUAUAUGUGCAUGCACGAAUACUAAUUUUUAAUUGCAGCUAA
Molecule: messenger RNA, 759 nt
Organism: Hydra vulgaris (swiftwater hydra)
Lineage: Eukaryota; Metazoa; Cnidaria; Hydrozoa; Anthoathecata; Hydridae
Source: RefSeq, a predicted model, not a curated record